This is a messenger RNA of Yarrowia lipolytica CLIB122, 294 nucleotides long. RefSeq lists its product as uncharacterized. Gene Ontology annotation, biological process: mRNA splicing, via spliceosome. Gene Ontology annotation, cellular component: U4/U6 x U5 tri-snRNP complex; precatalytic spliceosome; U6 snRNP. Lineage: Eukaryota; Fungi; Ascomycota; Dipodascomycetes; Dipodascales. Gene Ontology annotation, molecular function: RNA binding. The record is from RefSeq and is a predicted model, not a curated record.
AUGUCAGCUCUGAGUGGAUACAUCAACAAGCCCGUGACGGUGAUCACGACGGACGGCCGGCUGAUUUUGGGAAUCCUGCAGGGCUACGACCAGGCUACCAACGUCAUCUUGUCCAACACUCGAGAGAGAGUCAUCACUCCAGAUGAGCCGACCGAAGUGGUGGAUUUGGGUCUAUACAUGCUGCGAGGCGACUGUAUAGCAUGUGUAGGAGAGACGGAUCUGGAGCUAGACGGCUCGAUACAAUGGGGUGAGGUCAGAGGUGAGGAGUUGGGCGAUACGAGAGGCAAUCGGUAG